This is a messenger RNA of Microthlaspi erraticum, 1131 nucleotides long. The record is from the annotation of a GenBank genome assembly. NCBI's taxonomy places the organism in Eukaryota, Viridiplantae, Streptophyta, Magnoliopsida, Brassicales, Brassicaceae.
AUGUCAGAGUCUCGCCAAAGGCCUCCUUUUAAGGGCCCGAGAUGGAUUAUCACGCUCGUUGUUCUGGUUACAGUCGUUGUAAUCACGGCAUUAGUAUACCCUCCACGGAAUUCUGUGGCCUGCUAUAUGUUUUCUGGUCCUGGAUGUCCGUUUUACCAACAGUCUUUCUUCGUACCUACAAGGGAACUCACUGACACUGAAGCUGCUGCUCAGGUUGUGAGUAACGAAAUUAUGAACCUACCUGAAUCUAAGCCAGCGAAUCCGAAAGUUGCCUUCAUGUUCUUAACACCAGGGACUCUGCCUUUUGAGCCUCUCUGGGAAAUGUUCCUCCGUGGUCAUGAGAACAAGUUUUCCAUUUAUGUGCAUGCGUCGAAGAAAAGUCCUGUACAUUCAAGUAGCUAUUUUGCUGGUCGAGAUAUUCACAGUCACAAGGUUGCGUGGGGUCAGAUAUCGAUGGUUGAUGCAGAAAGAAGGCUAUUAGCUCAUGCUCUCAUUGAUCCUGAUAAUCAACACUUUGUGUUGCUUUCAGAUAGCUGUGUACCGCUAUUCGACUUUAACUACAUCUAUAAUCACUUGAUCUUUGCAAACCUUAGCUUCAUUGAUUGUUUCGAGGAUCCAGGACCACAUGGUAGUGGUCGGUAUUCACGACAUAUGCUCCCUGAGGUUGAAAAGAAGGAUUUCCGUAAGGGCUCACAGUGGUUUUCAAUGAAGAGGAGACAUGCUAUAGUCGUCAUGGCGGACAGCCUUUACUACACAAAAUUCAAGCUUUAUUGUAGACCGAAUAUGGAAGGACGCAACUGCUACGCAGACGAGCAUUAUUUCCCAACUCUUUUCAAUUUGAUUGAUCCAGGUGGAAUAGCAAACUGGUCGGUGACGCAUGUUGACUGGUCAGAAGGAAAAUGGCAUCCCAAGCUAUACAAUGCAAGAGACAUCACUCCUUACCUCCUCAGGAAAAUCAAGUCCAUCCAACUUGCUUACCAUGUCACAAGUGAUUUAAAGAAAUCGACGACAGUAAAGCCGUGUCUAUGGAAAGGAGAGCAACGUCCAUGCUAUCUAUUUGCUCGGAAGUUCAAUCCUGAAACUCUGGACCGGUUGAUGUAUCUCUUCCCUAACUACACCUCGCUGGUUUGA